This is a messenger RNA of Mus caroli (Ryukyu mouse), 2300 nucleotides long. RefSeq lists its product as uncharacterized. Gene Ontology annotation, molecular function: DNA-binding transcription activator activity, RNA polymerase II-specific; RNA polymerase II cis-regulatory region sequence-specific DNA binding. NCBI's taxonomy places the organism in Eukaryota, Metazoa, Chordata, Mammalia, Rodentia, Muridae. Gene Ontology annotation, cellular component: nucleus. Gene Ontology annotation, biological process: regulation of transcription by RNA polymerase II. The record is from RefSeq and is a predicted model, not a curated record.
AGUCAGAGGGUGCCGCCAUUGCCGCCCUGUUUGAGUCCUGUGUAGCUCCAGGGAGGCAGGUGGUGACUUGGCCUGGGUCGCUGUCCCUCCUGCUGACUGUAGGCCCUUUGGGAAGAACACUGCUCGCGUGUGAAUCAGGAAAUGGAACCAGUGACCUUUGAGGAUGUGGCUGUGAACUUCACCUUAGGAGAGUGGGCUUUGUUGGAUUCUUAUCAAAAGGAGCUCUACAGAGAUGUGAUGAAGGAGACCUUUAGCAACCUGAUCUCCAUAGGGAAAAGCGAGGAAGACAAUAUUGAAGAUUACCAAAAUAUUAGGAGAAAUUUGAGCACUCUCAUGGUGGAAGGAUUCUAUGAAUUUGAACGUGGUAUUCAGUAUAGAGAAACGCACCAACAGAUUCAAGAGCAUAUCGUUAAUAAGUACAUAGCUCCCGGAAUAGUAGUAUAUGAAAACAGUGCAAGUAAAAAAGAUGUCAUUGGUCUUUCACAGUCAGAUGUGCACCUCAGAGUACAAACUGUAGAGAAACCAUAUGAGUAUCAGAAGUGUGUGGAAAAGCCUAUUAGGCAUAAGAAAUAUUGGAAAGAUUUUGCAUAUUCUGAGUCUUUUCUUACCCAUGAGAACCCUUCCAAAGAGAAACCAUAUGGAAAUAAACAAUCUAAUGACCCCUGCAGGACUCUCACUUCUGAUCAAGAUUAUGAGACAACACAGACUGGUGAUAACCUCCAUGAAUACAAGCAACUUGAAACGGCUCUCAUGACAUGUGGUUAUGGUCAGUCAUAUGAAAGAAUCCAAACUGGAGAGAAACCAUUUGUGUGUAAGCAGUGUGGAGAAGCCUUUGUUAAUUCCAGUCACCUUAUCAAACAUUAUAAAAUUCAUACCAGAGAGAAGACAUUCGCAUGUAAAUAUUGUGGGAAAGCUUUCAUUCAUCCAAGGGCCUGUUAUAACCAUGAACGAACUCAUACUGGAGACAGACCUUAUGUGUGUAAACAAUGUGGGAAAGCAUGUAUUCAUUCUUACCACCUUCUCCAACAUGAAAGAAGUCACACGCGAGAAAAACUUUAUGCAUGUAAGCAGUGUGGGAAAGUAUUCGGACGUUCUUCAUACCUUCGCAAACAUGAAAGAAUUCACACUGGAGAGAAACCGUAUUUAUGUAAGCACUGUGGAAAAGCCUUCAGUGAUCCUACAACCCGUAACAAUCAUGAGAGAACUCAUACUGGAGAGAAGCACUAUGUUUGUAAGCAGUGUGGGAAAGCCUUCAUUCGUUCCUCUCAGCUUCUGAUCCAUGAAAGAAUUCACACUGGAGAGAAACCUUACUCCUGUAAGCACUGUGGCAAAGCCUUCACCUAUUCCAGUGCCUGUUACAUUCAUGAGAGAAUUCACACUGGAGAAAAACCCUAUGUUUGUAAGCAGUGUGGAAAAGCAUUUACAUGCUCCACAUACCUUCACAAACAUGAAAGAAUUCACACUGGAGAGAAACCGUAUUCAUGUAAGCAAUGUGGGAAAGCCUUCAUCCAACAUAGGGCUUGUUACAAUCAUGAAAGAAUUCACACUGGAGAAAAACCCUAUGUGUGUGUGCAAUGUGGGCAUGCAUUCACUUUUUCAAAAUCCCUUCAAAUACAUGAAAGAAACCACACUGGAGAGAAACCAUAUGUAUGUAAGCAGUGUGGGAAAGCCUUCACAUGUUCUACAUAUCUUCACCAACAUGAAAGAACUCACAGUGAAAAGAAAUCCAGUGGAUAGAACUUAUACCAAUGUAAAUCAUUUGAGAGUCUUUGUAUCCAGCUUGCUGUUAUUACAAGAAAAGAAGGAAGUAUGGAGAGAAACCAAGAGAAUAUGAGCAAUUGUGUAAUUUUUACUUACAGAGCAAGUAUGCAUAGGCUAUAAAGCCUGUUGUCCCAGGCUUGUUGGUGCAUGGCCUUUUAUUCUAACACUAGGGCAAUGGAAGCUUAGAGAAUUACAAUAUUCAGUAACCUUAGGCUACCUGAAGGGUUUGAGCAAUGCUUGAGAGAUUAAAGCAGUACCAUUUCUAACCAAAUGAAAUUGUCAUUGUACAAAAUAAAAGAAAAGUGUACAUUUUAAAUAAGAGUCAUUACAUUUUUUUCAUGUAGUUCAACAUUGUAUAAGCAAGAAAUAUUGUGAAGAAACAGAGGCAGUUUUUUGUAAACUCUUAGUUAAAACCUGAAAUACACUAAAACUGUAAUAAAUGAUUUUAUUUUUUUGUUCCAUUCUUAAGCAUAUACUUAAAAAUAACUGAAAAAACUUUUAAAAUAUGGUUUAGCAAAUAAAAUAACUUUGGCAUUGUU